Pieris macdunnoughi is the source of this 1251-nucleotide messenger RNA. Lineage: Eukaryota; Metazoa; Arthropoda; Insecta; Lepidoptera; Pieridae. The record is from the annotation of a GenBank genome assembly.
AUGGCAGGCUUGGUAUCAGAUUCUUCAGUUGUUGUAGUGCGUGCAAAGCCAGAAGGACAAAGAAAAACUUUUAAACCCAAUAUAAGAUCAGUAAACAGAAUACCAGAUGAUUUGUUAAAGGAUCCACUAAUAAAUCGAGCCUGUGAAGCUUUGCCUAACAAUUACAAUUUUGAAAUUCAUAAAACGAUAUGGAGAAUUCGUUCGUUAGGAUCAAAAAGGGUAGCUCUUCAGUUACCAGAAGGGUUAACUAUGUUUGCGACGACAUUAUGCGACAUUAUAGAAACAUUUACGGAGGCAGAUACUGUAAUAAUGGGUGAUGUUACAUAUGGAGCCUGCUGUAUAGACGAUUUUACUGCGAUCGCUCUUGGUGUUGAACUUUUAGUGCAUUAUGGUCACUCAUGUCUUAUACCAAUAGAUCAAACUAGCAGUAUAAAAGUUCUCUACAUAUUUGUAGAUAUAAAAAUAGAUCCAUCACAUUUUUUAGAAACAAUUAGACUAAACUUUCCUAAAAAAACACAUUUAGCAAUAGUUAGUACAAUUCAAUUUGUCACAACUCUCCAUUCAGUUACCAAGGAUCUAAGAAAUGAUGAUUAUAUUGUGACAGUGCCACAAAGUAAACCCUUAUCUCCAGGUGAAAUCCUUGGUUGUACAGCCCCUAAGCUGAAUGCUGAUUGCAUAGUUUAUCUCGGAGAUGGUAGAUUUCAUUUAGAAGCAAUUAUGAUAGCAAAUCCCACAAUUCCAGCAUAUAAAUAUGAUCCUUAUGAAAAGAAAUUCACUUUAGAAGAUUACGACCAUGACAUAAUGAAAAUGAACAGAAGUAAUCAAAUAAAAUUAGCAUCAGAUGCAAAUUCUUUUGGUCUUAUUCUAGGAACACUGGGGAGACAAGGAAGUACAAAAGUCCUAAAUAAUCUUGAAAAGCAAAUCUCCAAUUGCAAUAAACAUUAUGUUAAGAUUCUGCUGUCUGAAGUAUUUCCCAGCAAACUUGCAUUAUUUGGCUUAGAUGCUUUUGUACAAGUUGCUUGCCCUAGGCUGUCUAUCGAUUGGGGAACUGCAUUUCCUCAGCCACUUUUAACACCAUAUGAGUUUUCUGUUUCAUUAGGUAACAGUAAGUGGCUGAAAGAAGAUGGAACAUACCCAAUGGAUUUUUAUUCAAAUGAUAGUCUUGGACCUUGGACACCUAACUAUAAACCUGUCUUUUGUUCAGGUACUGAUAAAAAGUGUGAUAAUUGCUGCGGUGGCAAGGAAAAAUAA